GAUGUGAUGAUGGCUUGGAAUCGCUGUAAUCGUAAUAUAAUUAAUGCAACUGACGAAGCCAGCGAGAUUCAAUGAUUCACAAAAGUUUAAAUUUCUUGACCCAUCUAUAAAAUCCAGUCUAUUCUGACAUUAUAAUUGGUUUUAACCAGCGCAAAAAUUAAGUCGUACUGUAGUCUUAACGCAAUCCACGGGCAAAUUUGAAAAAACUGAUGUCAGAUUUCAUCUGAGACAAUAUUUAUCUGACCCAUUCAAAUUUCCGGGAAGAAUGAUAUAAUAGUUAGUUUAAAUCGUUGUAUAAAUGAAGUUCAAAGUUUUUAUGGUUUACGUACAACCGUUGGGAAAUAUAUAUCUAUAUAUGAUAUAUAGGUAUGCUGGGAAAUUUUACUGGAAAAAAUACUGGAAAGUUUUCAAUUUCAAUUUCAAUUUGUAAGGGUCCAAAGACGGGUCCAUAAUUCAGCAAUGUCAAUAAUAUAAACUAAAAAAGUUUUCAGUAUUUUCAGUCAAGCAAUUAAUUUAGAGUUUAAGGGUUUAUGUAAGGAGCAAAAGCAUUCCCAAAAUGCUAAAUACAUAUGUUUAACACUAAACUUAAUGACAUUGAGGCCUAGUUCAUACGUCGCAUUUUGGUCGCGUCGAAAUUCGAAUGCAUUCAAACAUAGAUAAUGAGAUGGUAAAGAAGCUAAAUGAGGUUUACCAUCUCAUUAAUAUCUAUUGUUUGAAUUGCAUUCGACGCGACCAAAAUGCGACGUAACUAGGCCUGACUGUUGUCAUGCUUCUGUCUUGUGAUUUGUAUUGAAUAUCAUGUCGCAACAAUAUGUUGGAUGAUGUAAAGGAAUACAGCUUCAAAGUUUUGGUCGUCGGUGAUGUAUCAGUAGGAAAGACUUCGAUUAUUCGUCGAUAUACGCAAGGCCGAUUUAUUUCAGGUUACCGACCGACCUUGGGGGCUGAUUUUGCAUUGAGAGUGAUCGAUUGGGAUUCUAAAUCAAAAAUACAUCUUCAACUUUGGGAUGUCGCUGGUCACGAGAGGUAUGGCCACAUGACCAGAGUGUAUUAUAAAUAUGCUAUGGCAGCAUUCAUUGUUUACGACUUGUCCAGGCCCGACACUUGGAGUGCUGUUCUAAAGUGGCGCAAUAAUUUAAUGGAGAACAUUGUAACUGAAGAUGAAGAACCAAUACCGAUAGUUUUGUUAGCAAAUAAGUGCGACAUGAAUGGUGUGGGUUAUGAUAAAAAUGGUUUGAAUUUAUUUUGCAACGAGCACGGUUUUAAAGGAUGGUUACCAGUCUCAGCAAAAACGAACAAAAAUAUAGAUGCAGCAAUAAAUCUUUGUUUGUCGGCAAUUCUUUCAAAACGACCUGAUAGUGAAGCCAUUAGGCCUGGAACACCAUGGUACAGAGCUGAAAGUCCUGGAAACGUUUCACCUGUCCAAGUCGUCCCAGUCCAUGAGGAGAGUCGUAAUAAGUGCUGCUGAAAAGAUCACAAUAAGCAUCGGGAAUCAUGGAAAUUGUUUCUUAGAUUUUCCUUGGAAGUAUGUAUAGGUAGCCCAGUGCCAUUCGCUAUUGUCUAACAUUCAAAUUUUCCAAAUAACAAAAAUUGAACUUUUAGCUUAUCACAAAUUCCAUCAUUGAUGCAAUAUCACAAAUUCAUUUCAUUCUUAGGGAAUUAUGUUUUUAAAUUAUGCAGGAAACAUAACUCUCUCUAAAGCAAAAAUACAUCCUUUGAACAUGGGACACCAUCAGCCAUCAUCUUUGAUUAGUGGUCUGAGAGCUGGCUGCUUUUGUGCAAUUCUUGUGAAUUUAAUCUAUUUUAUCUAUUUCAGAUUAAUAUUUCAAGCAGAUAAUGUUAUAAAAUACUUAGAAUUUCAUACAAUGUAUUUAUUUUUAAAAUUUAGUUGUAAAUAAUUGGUUUCUCAACAUGAUAGGAAUUUUUUCAUAAAUAUCUUGAAAUUAGAAUACAGUCCACCAGGAUAUAAUUUUUUCUAAAUGUCUUUUAAAUGAAAGGCUGGAUGUCAGUUUUCAAGUUCUCUUCUCAAUGAAAUUGAUCCAGG
This is a messenger RNA of Dendronephthya gigantea, 2041 nucleotides long. Its product is annotated as ras-related protein Rab-38-like. The coding region runs from base 812 to 1465 and encodes 217 amino acids. The transcript has 11 exons. The record is from RefSeq and is a predicted model, not a curated record. Gene Ontology annotation, molecular function: GTP binding; GTPase activity. Lineage: Eukaryota; Metazoa; Cnidaria; Anthozoa; Malacalcyonacea; Nephtheidae.